This is a messenger RNA of Anolis carolinensis (green anole), 5914 nucleotides long. RefSeq names its product prolyl 4-hydroxylase, transmembrane (gene p4htm). The coding region runs from base 16 to 1596 and encodes 526 amino acids. Gene Ontology annotation, biological process: peptidyl-proline hydroxylation to 4-hydroxy-L-proline. The transcript is spliced from 9 exons. Lineage: Eukaryota; Metazoa; Chordata; Lepidosauria; Squamata; Anolidae. Gene Ontology annotation, molecular function: L-ascorbic acid binding; procollagen-proline 4-dioxygenase activity; iron ion binding. Gene Ontology annotation, cellular component: endoplasmic reticulum. The record is from RefSeq and is a predicted model, not a curated record.
GUGCGUGAUGACGCAAUGCCCGCCGCCGUCAACCCCCGCGCGCCAAUGUUUAUACAGCGAGGUGUUUCCCAUUGGUGGGGCGGUUGCCGUGGCGACGGGCCUAGCAUGGCUGUGGCGGCCGGGUCGGAGUCGCCUUCUUCGCCGCCGAAAGAGGAGGCGGAGGAGGAGGAGGACGAGGGCCCCUCGCUUCCAGGAGCCCCCAUGGGGCGCAGAGCCGUCUGCUCCCGGCCUUACUUCGUGGUGCUGAUGGUCUUCGCGCAUCUCUACGUGCUCAACGUGCUGGGCUUGCUGCUCUUCGUCCACAUCAGCGCCGAUGACGGAGGAGGAGGAGGAGGCGGAGGAGGAGGAGAGCCCGGCAGAGAGGCGCAGGACUCGAACCCAGCACCAGCGCCACCCAUGCCCUCGGCUCUCCCGCACCUCCUGCCCCGCCUCGAGGGCAUCAAGGUGGGUCAUAAACAGAAGGUGGAGCUGGUUCCUAACAAAAUCCAUUUCAUGAAGACACUCAGCUUGAAACCACUUCUUUUUGAAAUUCCAGACUUUCUGAGUGAAGAUGAAUGUAAAUUAAUUAUCCACCUGGCUCAACUGAAAGGACUACAGAAAAGCCAGAUUUUGCCCACAGAUGACUAUGAAGAAGCUAUGGAAAUGAUAGAUAUCAGCCAGAUGGAUAUUUUUAAUCUUCUAGAUCACAAUCAAGAUGGACAACUGCAGCUAAAGGAGGUGUUGACACAUACCCGCCUAGGAAAUGGCCGGUGGAUGACGCCUGAGAGCAUCCGGGAAAUGUAUACUGCUGUGAAAGCAGACCCAGAUGGCAAUGGUGUGCUGAGUUUGGAAGAGUUUAAGCAGCUGAACAUCCGGGACUUCCAUAAGUAUAUGGGAAGCCAAAAAGUGAAGAUGAGUGACCUAGUCCGGAAUAGCCAGCACACGUGGCUCUAUCAAGGCGAGGGGGCGCAUCAAGUCAUGCGCUCCAUAAGGCAAAGGGUGAUUCAUUUGACCCGUCUGCCCCCAGAGAUUGUGGAGCACAGUGAGCCCCUUCAAGUAGUACGAUACGACCAGGGAGGUCACUAUCACGCUCACAUGGACAGUGGGCCAGUGUUCCCUGAGACUGCCUGCACACACACCAAACUGGUGGCCAAUGAAACAGCUCCAUUUGAGACUUCAUGCCGCUAUGUGACUGUCCUGUUCUACCUGAAUAACGUGACAGGAGGAGGCGAAACCACUUUUCCUAUUGCAGACAAUAGGACCUAUGAAGAGAUGUCUCUGAUCCAGAAUGAUGUUGAUCUGCGUGACACUCGUAAACACUGUGAUAAGGGGAACCUACGUGUCAAACCAUUGCAAGGCACUGCUGUCUUCUGGUACAAUUACCUGUCAGAUGGGGAAGGCUGGGUCGGUGACCUAGAUGAAUACUCCUUGCAUGGAGGCUGCUUGGUCACUGAAGGAACCAAAUGGAUUGCCAACAAUUGGAUCAACGUUGAUCCCAACAAGCGGCGGCAGUUCCAGUUCCAGGAGGAGAUGGCCCGAUACACAAACAAGGAGGAGGAGGACCCGAGCGAGUGGACUGUGGACAAAUCCUACAGCCAUGUGCAUGUGGAACUUUAGUGCUCAGGGAGGCCUCCUCAUGGGCUCAGAAGAAACUUUUUUUUGCACUAGGCCAGUCUCCAUCCUGUAAUCGUCCCCUUUCCCUUCCCUUCCAUCUCUGCAGGUCUCCACAGAGAACUCUAGCUGUGCUCUGGCCUUGUAUUUCUGAUCUGACUGGAGGAUGCAAAGCUUUGGAUGGAUACUCAUGGCCAUGAGUUCAGGUUUGGGGGGAAAUCAAUAUUAGAAUGAGCAGGAGAAGUGCCAUGGCUUGCCUUUUAGGUUCUGCUUGCCACUUGUCUCUUUACUGAAUAGUGGGCUUUGCUGCCCGGAGUUCUGGGUCUUAGAGCGACCCUACCCUUUGGCAUAAGCAGGCAACCUGCAGGAUUUCAACUCUUCCUCAUCCUGAGUCACAUGUGCUCCCCUGCAAGGCAGUUAUUUUCCUCCUCAGUUAGUUAGCCUUGUAGCCACAUUCCUGGUGCCUGUCCUUCUCUUGUGCUGUAACAAGAUCUGUCUUUUGUUCACAAGUGAACUUGGGUUCUGUCCCUCAUUUACAGAUCCAGGUAGCAGUAGGAUCAGGGACCGUUUCUGGGGUUAAGUCCAAAUUGCUGUCUAUGGAGUGUGGGUUUUAGCUCUUCCAGGACCAAGUCAACAUCUUGCAAUGCACCCCCUUUACAUGUUUACUGGGAAAUGAGCUCCAUUACUAUAUAUGCUCAUGUAUAAGUCGAGGGCAGGUUUUGCGGCCAAAAUUAUGGAUUUUGAAAUGACCUGUUGAGAUCAUUCCAUAGAGAGGAGAAAGCACCCAUGCCAGUCCAGGGGGCAGUCUGUCCCUGGUUGAUGCCCCCAUUUUCCUGCCCAUGGAUUUUAAAAAAAAUCAGAAGUGGCACCACAUUGGAGACAGUAGAGGGGGCUGGUGCUUCCUUUAGUUUUUUUGUCUGGGGUGGAUUACACUCUCACCUUUUAUCCCUCUACUCAGAGAGUACAAUGGUUUCUUGUUUAUAAGAGUCAAGGGACAAUACUCACAUAGACCGAUUGAUAAGUUGACCCAGUUCUGCGGGGGUUGAUUUUUUGACUAAAAUUUCUAGACUUCUACAUGAGUAUAUAGGGUGAGUUUCACAGGGCUUGUCGCCAGCUAAUCUUGUACAAGAGUGCAGGCUUGCAAAUACUGCUAUAGAAAGACUUUGAGCAGCUGUGUGUUAAGAAAGGUGCCGAGACUGCGAAGGUAUUGAGUCAUUCCAGGUGAUUUAUAAUAUUUAUCCUGGAGAAUUUUUCUCAGGGUCAGACAUGAUUCUAAAGAAGAGCAUGGUUCUGAAAUGUUUAUUGUGUUGAUUAUCAGGGAAAAAAGGGAAGUGCUGAAAUGUGCAAUAGCAGCUGGUGUGCUGUAUUUGUUGAGAUUUUCACUUCAGUCACUUGAUUUGUGUACUCCAUUACUUUGUUGUAAGUCUGGGAGGGUUGGGGUUUAUUUGCCCAAGAAAUUUUCCAUUCCGUUUACUUUUCUGUUUGGACCAAUGGCAUACCCAAUAAUAACUUCUUAUCACUGAUAAAUAUACAUCAUGUGUGCAGAUUGGAAGGAGAUGAAUCUGCUAGAUUGAGAGUUAAAGGCCAGUAUGUAGGCCAGGUCUCUAUGUCCCACAGUUAUCAUGUCAUACUGCAGAGGAGGCAGUAUGAUGCUAGGACACAGAGCAAUGAAUUCAAACUGUAGAAAAAGAAAUUCCAACAGUGGAAUAUGCUGCCUAGGAGUGAGAUGGAGUCUCCUUCUCUGGAGGUUUUUAAAUAGGGACUAGAUGGCCAUCUUUUGGGGGUGCUUUGAUUUUGUGUUCCUUCUUGGCAAGGAUUUGGGCUAGAUAGCCCAUGAGAUCUCUUCCAUCUCUGUGAUUCUAUGACAAAUCCAUUAGUAAUGUGUCUGAUCCAUUUUAAAAACCAUCUACCAUAGCUGCCAUUUUUGGCAAUGCCCUAUAUUAGUUUAGCAUUUUGUCAAGAAAUACUUCCUACUGCUUUUCCUUUCCAGACCAUUCACAGUUUUACAUACCUCUAUUGUGUUAUGCCUGUAUUACCUACUUUUUCAAAACCGAAAAAGUCCUAAGCUAUGUAUGUUUCCUCCUAGAGCAAUGCUGCAACUCUGUGACCAUUUUGAUUGCCCUUUUCUAUGCCAAAGGCAGCAAGCUUACAACCAGUGCUCCCACCAAAUGUCUCCUCUGUCUAAAGUAGUGGUUCUCAACCUGUGGGUCCCCAGUUGUUUUAGCCUUCAACUCCCAGAAAUCCUAACAGCUGGUAAUCUGACUGGGAUUUCUGGGAGUUGUAGGCCAAAACACCUGUGGACCCACAGGUUGAGAACCACUGAUCUAAAGGGUUCUGACUUAUAAACAAGACUGCAAGAAGUUGUCUUUCCUAGUCAUAGUGCUAGCUGAGGAAGAAGACUGGUGUUUGUGAGCAAUGUUGAUUUGUGUAUCUUGAGACAGUUUGCCCCUAGAAGAAAUGAACUAAAGUCUCAUCUAUGCCAACCAUUUAAUUCAGUUUCGAGCUGGCUCCAAACUGCAGCAGCUAAACAACAAACUCCCAUGAAAGUGCUCCAAAGAAAGCCCUUAAUGCAGAUCAGUUCUCUGUGGUUUAUGUAAUCACCAUCCAGCCCUCGAACUGGUUCCAGGACUUCCUUUGUAAUCUUUGCAGAGAAACUGCUUUCUUCAAUAUCAGUUUGAUACUGACUUAAGUGGUCAGUGUAGAUGUACCCUCAGUUUCAAAGAAUGAGUGGUAAUGUGUCUCUUUAUUGUCGCUGUCCUUAUUGUUGUGUGCCUUGGUUAGAGGCCUGCACAGUUUGUGAUUUGCCAAGUUAAACAUAGCCUACUAGCUGAGUAUAUUGUGAUCUGGCAGAGGCUUAACAUUUGUUUCUGUCCUCUUUUUGUCAUCCCAGAGGACAGAAGUUAAAGGUUGAUUAAAAUCCUGGCAACCUAUGUUUAGCUUGGUGAGUCACAAGCUGUAUAGGUCUGUAGCAAUAUUAGCAGUGCGCUUUAUAACUGGGUGAAGUUAAUGGGGCAUGUUACCACUCUACAGUCAAACUGUGGUUCCCAACUUUUGGUCUUCUAGGUGUUUUGGACUUCAGCUUCCACAGUUCCUAACAGCUGGUAAGCUGGCUGGGAUUUUUGGGAGCUGAGGUCCAAAAGAACUGGAGGACCAAAGGCUGGCAACCACUGAACUAGAAGAGGAGAUGCCUGCCACUUUUCUUUAUAUGAAAAAGUCAGCCUUCCCAGUCCUCAACCAUGUGCCUGUAGACAUCAUGGAUUGAAUGCAAUGUAUGUUCAUGAAUUUAUGAUCAUAUUGAAGAUGUGGCUUUAAUUCAGUUAGCUUACAAAGUGAGGUGGGAAUCUUGAGAUCCUCCAGAUGUUUUUGGACUGAGACUCCUAGAAUUCUUUAUCUCUGGUCUGAGCUGCUGAGAAUUGCAAUCCAAUGCGAGAGGUGCAUCAUUCCCAUCUUUACUGCCUGGGGCAGGGAUGAAGUCACUACUAUUUUGAUAAUGUGAGGAUGAGUAAUCUUGAAGGUUCUUCCUUUUCCUAGUAAUUCCAAGGUUCCUCAAAUGUCAUCACAUAAUCAGCAGUUUAGUAAAUUUUAGCAGAUAAGUCAAGUCUGCUAGCCCAUUGAAGUACUGUCUAAUAGCAGGAAACUGUACGCUGUCUCAGAAUAUGGAGGAGUCUCCUCUGGAGGCUUUAAGCAAAAGUUGAAUGGCCAUUUGUUAGGAAUGCUUGGAUUGUGUGUUCCUGCAUGACUGAAUGCCGUGGGACUGGAUGGCCCUUCGGGUCUCUUCCAACUCAAGCAAACUGAAUGCAAAAGAGAUUUCCCUUAUUUGCUGUUCUUUCUGAAAUAGGACUUCAUAUUUCUUUUGUGUAUACGUGUUUGCCCUAGAACAGGCAUUCACUGCUCGAUUAUGAUAUUUCCACAUUCCUAGCUAGAGAUAUAUAACCAUGUAUGGGGUUUUCUAUUGUUUGAGGAAGCCAAUAAUUGGAUAGAAGUAUGUUGACACUUUAUGAUUGUAAUCCAAAAACACUGAAGCUCCCCUGAGGCCAGAAGGUGGUAUCGGUACAAUGGCUUGCUUUGCCCAAAGGCAUGAGAUACGGACCCAAACCCACAACUGAAACCUCUUGCUGAUAGUCGCUAGCCCGAGUGCCCUCACAUUGCUGGUUGCAUUUAUUAGAUAAGCGAUCAGCAUUUUUUUGUUAUUAUCAUGUGUGUUCUUGACACCCUUGUAUUCCUAAGUUAUUUUGCUUCCUUAUUUAAUAUUUAUUUUAUUUAUUUAUUAUCUCAUGCACAGAUGUCAGGAUGUCUAUCCUGCCAAUAAAAAAACGGAAACCCA